Sphaeramia orbicularis (orbiculate cardinalfish) is the source of this 1236-nucleotide messenger RNA. RefSeq names its product protein phosphatase 1K, mitochondrial-like. The transcript has 3 exons. The record is from RefSeq and is a predicted model, not a curated record. NCBI's taxonomy places the organism in Eukaryota, Metazoa, Chordata, Actinopteri, Kurtiformes, Apogonidae. Gene Ontology annotation, biological process: protein dephosphorylation. Gene Ontology annotation, molecular function: protein serine/threonine phosphatase activity. The coding region runs from base 78 to 551 and encodes 157 amino acids.
GUGAAGUCUGGACCUGAUAUGAACAAAUGAGGAGACGGAACCAGUUAUAAAACGGGACUAAUUAAGAAGGAAUUGAAAUGGGUUGGAGAAAUCCACUGGAUUUGUGCUGGAAUCUACAGAUAGUUGAUCAUCAGCUGGAGGUUCAAAUUCAAACUGUCGGAACUAUUAGAGUCCAAAUACGCAAAGAAACUAGAAGCACUCAGAGAGCGCAGACCUCCGCCAAGGCUGAUCAGUGCCUAACCCUAACCCUAACCCCCGCUGAACCAGACACCACACGGAUUAUGGUCCAACACGCCAAUGACUCAUUCCUGACUCUGACCAGUGAUGGGAUCAACUUCCUGUUGAGUGACCAGGAGAUCUGUGAUGUCAUCAACCAGUGUCCAGAUCCAACAGAAGCAGCACAAGUCAUCGCAGAACAGGCGCUGCAGUACGGCUCUGAUGACAAUGCUUCCAUCCUCAUCGUCCCGUUCGGAGCCUGGGGGAAACAUCAGAGCUCUGCCAGCACCUACAGUAUGAGCAGAAACUUCAGUUCAAGUGGACGAUGGGCAUAAGAACUCACACACAACAGAGAGAGCUGAUCCAUCCAGAUGGACUCCAAGGACACCAACAGUUUUAAAAAGCUAGAGUUCAAAAUAAUAAUAAUCAUAUUAAUAAUGGAUGACAUUUCUACAGCGCUUUUUUGGCCACUCAAAGUGCUUUACAUUACUGACCCAUUAUUCAUUCACUCUCACACUCCCCCUCUGGUGGAGGUAAACUACACCUGUAUCCACAGCUGCCCUGGGGGGGGGGGGGGGCAGACAGAAGCCUACAGCCCCUCCCACCACCACCCAACAUUCAUACCCAUUCAUCCACCAGUGUGAGUGACACCGGAGGCAGGAGAGGGAAGUGUUGAACAGUUCAGCCUCUGAUCCACCUUAAACAUAUUGUGUAUAUAUGUAUAGUUGAAAUCAAUAAUUUAGUUGUUGUUUUCUUUUCAUUUUAUACCACUGUUACAUAAGCCAAAGAGUAUUUUAAUACACAUAAACCACAGAGGAGCCAUGUUUUAAUACUGAUGAUUAUAUAAGUAAAAGGUGAAUUUGUUUGCCUUUUACCUCAAACAGGAAAUGUUGAUGGAAAUAUGUUUUAGUGAAGGUGAAUAGAAAGAGCUUUAACUUAUAGGAGGGACAUUCUGCUUUUUUAAAUGCAAUUCUUUAUUUUCCCACAUUUCCCUGAGGUCUUCAUAAACUGUAAAUGCUC